Molecule: messenger RNA, 3103 nt
Organism: Antechinus flavipes (yellow-footed antechinus)
Lineage: Eukaryota; Metazoa; Chordata; Mammalia; Dasyuromorphia; Dasyuridae
Gene: RDH8
Product: retinol dehydrogenase 8
Exons: 6
Coding region: 349-1302 (317 amino acids)
Biological process (GO): estrogen biosynthetic process
Cellular component (GO): cytoplasm
Molecular function (GO): estradiol 17-beta-dehydrogenase [NAD(P)+] activity
Source: RefSeq, a predicted model, not a curated record
GGAGAAACUGAGGUCCAGAGAUUUUAAGAGAUCUGCCCAUGAUCACACUGACAGCAAACAGGAGAGCCUUCUGAUGCCAAAGUAUACUUCCAACUGUCCCUAAUUUCUCCAUUAGGUGCAAGAGCUCCUUGUGUUUAGUGGUUGUAGGAAGUAUGGUUAGUUAUUCCCCUUCCUAUCUUCUUUAUCUCCCUUACUGACCUCUUUCUUAUUCACUCUUAAGCCUUUGCUUCAUUAUCCCUAAGUUAUACAACUGCACAGAGAUCAGGUGAUCUUGGAAGAAAGGGGAGGGGAGAUUUCCAGGCCUGAUCAUAUAAACAAGGACGAUCACAUGACUCAGAGGGGUCAGAAAUGGCAAGAGCUGAGGACCCCAGGACUGUCCUGAUCACCGGCUGCUCUUCCGGCAUUGGUCUGCAUCUGGCUGUAAAAUUGGCUCAAGACCCUCAACAGAGAUACCAUGUGAUCGCCACCAUGCGGGACCUGGGGAAGAAAGAGAAACUGGAGGCUGCAGCUGGAGAGUCUCUAGGGCGGACGUUGACCGUGGCACAAAUGGAUGUCUGCAGUGAGGACUCGAUUUCUGCCUGCCUAAGCUCCAUUAAGGAAGGAUCUCUGGAUGUGCUAGUGAACAAUGCAGGUUUGGGACUUAUUGGGCCCCUGGAGAGCCUCACUAUGACAGACAUCAAGAAGGUCUUUGAAACCAACUUCUUUGGGGUAGUCCAACUGAUCAAGGCUGUGCUGCCCAGCAUGAAGCAGAAACGUAGGGGCCACAUCGUGGUGAUCAGCAGUGUCAUGGGAAUGCAAGGUAUCAUAUUCAAUGAUGUCUACUCGGCCUCUAAGUUUGCAAUAGAGGGAUUCUGUGAGAGUCUGGCUGUGCAGCUUCUGCGGUUCAAUAUCUUUGUGUCCUUAGUGGAACCAGGGCCGGUGAACACAGAGUUUGAAGCCAAGUUAAUGGCCCAGAUUUCCAAGGAUAAUUUUCCUGGCACUGACCCUGACACCUUGAGCUACUUUCUUGAUAUUUACCUCCCGGCAUCAAAGGAGAUUUUCCAGACCCUGGGCCAGAGCCCCGACGAUGUUGUCCAGGCCAUCGUCCAGGUGAUUGGCUUAACACGUCCAUCCCUUCGCUAUCAGACCAAUCCUCUCUAUACGCCCCUGACUGCCCUGAAGUACGCUGACCCUUCCGGAGACCUCUCCAUCCGCACUUUCUACCGUCUCCUCUUCCGCUGCCAGCCCCUUUUCCGGUUCAGUCUCUGUUGCCUGCGAUGCCUUACAGGGAACUGCCUCCGACCCAGAGUCACACCUAUGUGAAGGGGUCUCACACCUGUUGGGGGCUCAGAGCCAUGUGAAGGGGACAGUAUGUAUGAGGAAGUUCAUGUCCAUGUAAAGAAGUCAUGUGUAGUCAGAGACAGGAAUGAACCUCAGUCAGAGGCUCUCUUUUUAGUCUUUUCAAGAGAUGAUGCUCGAAAUCCUAAAUUUACAAUCCCUUCCAUUGGUGGGAGUUUAUUCCUGGACUCUGGCCUAACUAUCAAUCUUGUACUUCAGCCUUCUCCUCUCACCCCCACCUACACACUUCACUGUGAAUUUAAUAACACUUUGCAAGUGAAUUUGUAUUUUAUUUUAUUGGCAUUUUUAAUUUAAUAUUUUAUUUUUCUCAACUACCUGUAAAAACAAUAUUCAUUAAAACAUUUUUGAGUUCCAAGUUCCUCCUUCCUGUUCUCUCCUCAUUGAGAAGGCAAGCAAUUUUAUAUAGGUUAUACAUGUGCAGUUAUGCAAAUUACAUUUCUAUUUUAGUCAUGUUGUAAAGAAAAAUAGAAAAAAAAAUAAAGUUUUUAAAAAAUAUAUUUUAAUCUGUAUUGAGUCUAUCAGUUCUUUCUCUGGAAAUGGAGAGUAUUUUUCAUCAUGAGUUCUUCAAAAUUUUCUUGGAUCAUCGUAUUGCUGACAGUAGCUAAAUCAUUCACAGUUGUACAAUAUUGCUGUUACUGUGUACAAUGUUCUCCUGUUUCUGCUCAUUUCAUUUUGCAUCAGUUCAUAUAAGUCUCUUCAGAUUUUUCUGAGAGCAUUCUGCUUAUCAUUUCCAUCACAAUCACAACUUGUUUAGCCAUUCCCCAAAUUGAUACGCAUCCCCUCAAUUUCUAAUUCUUUGCUACUACUAAAAUUGCUGUACAUGAACAAAAAUAUUUGUGUAAAUGUUGAACUUUUACCUUUUUGUUUUUCAUCUCUUUGGGAUACAGACCUAAAAGUGAUAUUACUGAGUCAAAUUAUAGUCUGAAUUUUUAUUCUAUUGAUUAUGCCAGCAUCUACACACAAGAACACAUAUUAAUACAUAUAUUUGGGAGAAAAAUUAGUUAUUGGGAGACAAACCUAAUAAGUCAUAUUGCUGGGUCAAAUUAUAGUCUGAAUUUGUAGCUUAUUGAUUAUGCCAGCAUCUACACACAAUAGAACACAUAUUAAUCCAUAUAUGUAGGAGACAAAUUAGUUAUUCUGUUUAUAGAACAUAUGUCUGCUCAUCUGUCAUACUGAGUAAAUCAAUGAGACGACUGAGAUUUCUUUUUGCAGCUUUAGAAAUUGAAAGUCUGACAGAUUUAGGGGAAGGCUUCAACCUUAGAACACUGAGUUUCCAAGCUUAUUUCUGUGUUUAGAUUUCAACACAGCAGGUGGAAAAAAUCCUUAGAUACAUAGUGGGAAAAGACUUCAGGACUUUACAACUUACUCAAACAGUUGUGCUUUCACAAAAUAAAUGAUCCAGAUGCUUUUGUGGGAAGAUUUAUUUUGAAGAAUUCGUGUGAAAGGUCUAGUAAGCUGCCUUGUUCUUUUGAUGCCAGAUCUGGAAUUCUAACAUUAUCAGCUUUAAGGUAAAGCUAUUUAUGUGGAUAGAAGAGUAGAGAAAUAGACAGAAGGGCAGGAAUCCUCAUCUGAGAAUUUGAAAGCUAUGUAUAUGCCACCAAAACUGAGCUUGAGUUUCCCAACUCCUGUCAAACAUACAAGUAUAUCAGUGAAUAAAGAUUUUCAAUCUGCCUGCCUUGUUCUCUGCACAAAUAGUAACAGAAUGAGCUGGGUUCUCCUUGGAUCCCAGCUUCUGAGUUUGGAUUUCUUAUCAGCUAGAGCAGAA